This is a messenger RNA of Myotis brandtii (Brandt's bat), 2818 nucleotides long. It is a transcript of the gene CHAMP1, whose product is annotated as chromosome alignment maintaining phosphoprotein 1. The record is from RefSeq and is a predicted model, not a curated record. Lineage: Eukaryota; Metazoa; Chordata; Mammalia; Chiroptera; Vespertilionidae. Gene Ontology annotation, biological process: attachment of mitotic spindle microtubules to kinetochore; protein localization to kinetochore; protein localization to microtubule. Gene Ontology annotation, cellular component: spindle; nucleoplasm.
GCUCCCGCCCGGCUGGCGGAAGGACCCGCUCCCCAGAGGCCGCGGGCGGAGAGGACGCCGCGGGACUGGAGGGUGGGGAAGCAGGUUCAACUUCUCAUCUUUGUCCUUCUUCAUGUACUCCAGCUGUUUUCUGCGGUUUAGUAAAAAAGCCAUGUAAAUUGCUGUCCUUUGAAGACUUUUUUAAAGACUUCUAGUAAGACAGCUGAAAGAAAAAUGGAAGUAUUUCAGGAACUUCGUAAACCAUCAGUACGUUUGGAGUGUGACCACUGUAAUUUCAGAGGCACGGAUUAUGAAAAUGUACAAAUCCACAUGGGCACCAUCCAUCCAGAAUUUUGUGAUGAAAUGGAUGCUGGUGGGUUAGGUAAAAUGAUAUUUUACCAGAAAAGUGCAAAGCUAUUUCAUUGCCAUAAAUGCUUCUUCACCAGCAAGAUGUACUCUAAUGUAUACUAUCACAUCACAUCCAAACAUGCAGCCCCAGAGAAAUGGAAUGAGAAACCAAAAAAUCAGUUAAACAAAGAAACAGAUUCUGUGAAAAGCCCUCCUCCUCCUGAACACCAGAAAAUGCCCCCUAAUUCAGAACUCCAGAAAUCUGUACCUGCCCUUUCCAUAGAAACAGAGAAACUUGACCCAGUUUUGUCUCCAGAAUCACCCAGACCUACUCCUCUUACUUCCUUGGAGCCUCAGAAGCCUGGCCAUGUUUCUCCUGAGCCACAGACACCUUCUCUUCCUUCUCCUGAGCCACCAAAAACUACCCCUGUUUCUUCUCCUGAACUUUCAAAAUCAAUCCCUAUUGUUUCUGAAUCUCAGAAACCAGUCCCAGUUCCUUCUCCAGAACCACAGAAACUUGCUCCUGUAUCUCCUGAGCCAGUAAAGGCUGCUCUUAUUAAUCCCAAACCUCAGAAACACUCCCAUUUCCCAGAAACAUUGGGGCCACCUUCAGCCUCCUCUCCAGAGUCACCAGUUCUUGCUGCUUCUCCUGAACCUUGUCUGUCCCCAACUGCAUCUCCAGAGUCUCGGAAGCCAGCCCGGACAGUCUCCCCUGAGCCAAGGAAGCCAUCCCCGUCAGUGUCUCCUGAACCUUGGAAGCCAUUCCCUGCUGUCUCUCCAGAGCCUAGGAGACCAGCCCCAGCUGUGUCACCGGGUUCUUGGAAGCCAGGGCCACCUGGGUCCCCCAGGUCUUGGAAAUCCAGUCCUUCAGCAUCAGGACCCUGGAAGCCAGCUAAACCUGCUCCAUCUGUGUCUCCUGGACCUUGGAAACCAAUUCCUUCUAUAUCACCUGGACCUUGGAAACCAACUCCUUCUAUGUCCCCUGCGUCCUGGAAGUCUUCAUCAGUCUCACCUGGUUCCUGGAAAUCCCCCCCCGCAUCUCCUGAGUCGUGGAAGUCUGGCCCACCAGAACUGAGAAAGACAGCUUCCACCUUGUCACCUGAACAUUGGAAGACAGUUCCCCCAGUGUCUCCUGAGCUCCGUAAAGCAGGACCCCCCUUGUCUCCUGAGCUUCGCAAACCAGGCCCACCGUUGUCCCCUGACAUUCGAAGUCCAGCAGGAUCUCCAGAGCUCAGAAAACCCUCAGGAUCGCCAGAGUUUUGGAAGCUUUCUCCUGAUCAGCGGAAGACUCCUCCUGCUUCACUCGAUUUUCCAGAGUUCCAGAAAAGUUCCCGUGGUGGUUCCCCUGAUCUCUGGAAGUCUUCCUUUUUUAUUGAACCUCAGAAACCUGUCUUCCCUGAGACCCGGAAACCUUCUGGGCCAUCUGAGUCGCCUAAAGCAGCCUCCGAUAUUUGGAAGCCCGUUCUUUCUAUUGAUACUGAGCCUAGAAAACUCGCCCUGUUUUCUGAGCCUACCAAAACAGCCCCUCCUGCUUCUCCUGAACCACGAAAACGCGCUCUUUUUCCAGAGCCACGGAAACAUACCCUUUUCCCUGAACUUUCCAAAUCUGCUGUGUUCCCAGAAUCUCAAAAGGCAGUUGAAUUGGGAGAUGAACUGCAGACAGAUGCCAUAGAUGAUCAAAAGUGUGAUAUUUUGGUUCAGGAAGAACUAGCUACACCUAAGAAACUCUUAGAAGACACUUUAUUUCCUGCCUCAAAGAAGCUCAAGAAAGACAACCAAGAGAACUCUGAUGCUGAGCUUAGUAGUAGUGAAUAUAUAAAAACAGAUUUGGAAGCAAUAGAUAGUAAGGGCCAAGAAUCAAGCAGUGAUCAAGAGCAAGUUGAUGUGGAAUCUCUUGAUUUUAGUAAAGAGAACAAAAUGGACAUGACUAGUCCAGAGCAGUCCAAAAAUGUACUACAGUUUACUGAAGAAAAGGAGGCUUUUAUAUCUGAAGAAGAGAUUGCCAAAUAUAUGAAGCGUGGAAAAGGAAAGUAUUAUUGCAAAAUUUGUUGUUGUCGUGCUAUGAAAAAAGGUGCUGUUUUGCAUCAUUUGGUUAAUAAGCAUAAUGUCCAUAGCCCUUACAAAUGCACAAUUUGUGGAAAGGCUUUUCUUUUGGAAUCUCUCCUUAAAAAUCAUGUAGCAGCCCAUGGGCAAAGUUUACUUAAAUGUCCACGAUGUAAUUUUGAAUCAAAUUUCCCAAGAGGCUUUAAGAAACAUUUAACUCAUUGUCAAAGUCGGCACAAUGAAGAGGCAAACAAAAAGCUAAUGGAAGCUCUUGAACCACCACUAGAAGAGCAGCAGAUUUGACUUUUGAAAACAGUGGCUACAUGCUCUACAAAGUUGUUUGUUGAAAGUAUAAGUUGAAUAGCCUAGUUGGGUCAGUAGAUGUUGCUAUGUAUGGUGUAUAGUGUUUGUCUCAAUAGUGUUCACAGAAUAGACAUUUGUUAUCUUU